Molecule: messenger RNA, 2633 nt
Organism: Equus quagga
Lineage: Eukaryota; Metazoa; Chordata; Mammalia; Perissodactyla; Equidae
Gene: ADGRG3
Product: adhesion G protein-coupled receptor G3
Exons: 12
Coding region: 58-1704 (548 amino acids)
Biological process (GO): cell surface receptor signaling pathway; adenylate cyclase-activating G protein-coupled receptor signaling pathway
Cellular component (GO): membrane
Molecular function (GO): G protein-coupled receptor activity
Source: RefSeq, a predicted model, not a curated record
GACAAGAGGGACGCACGGCUGCAGGGCUCCUGCCGGCGUGGGCAAGGCUGGCCGAGGAUGGUGACGCCCAGGGCCCUGGGGGUCCUGCUCCUGCGACUCCUCCUGCCUCUGGCCUCCGGUAAGGUAACUGAGCAGCCAAGAAACGUCUGCCUGGGGUUGCCCAAGAUGAACACGUACGACCACUUUGGCCUUAACGACACUGCGAAGUGCUUCACGGAGUGCGGGCAGCAGGGGAGCAAACCCUGCAAACUGGAAACCCUGCAGAGAUACUGGCUGAACUACGAGAUCCAUCUGGUGGAAGAGAGUGUCACGGACACAGUCAAUAUGUCUUUUUUGAAGUCUUUUGUCAAGGACAUCAGCACCAACAUCUCAGAGGACCUGCACUUCUCCCUGACGCCCUUUCAGAUCCCAACUCAGAUGACGGAUGAUGGGCACGAGCACCCUGACAGAGUCCGGCUGCCCAGGACCCUCUUCAAGUCCCUGCAGGGCAGCAGGUCGAUGGUCCGGUUGGCCAUAACUGUGCUGGAUGUCGGUCCGGGGAAUCUCUUCAAGGGCACCCAGCUCAGCCUGGAGGACGGCAGCAGAGUGUUGGACAAUCGCGUAGUGGGCUUGAGUUUGGGCCACACAUGUGUCACCGGGCUGGCCGACCCCUUGGAGAUCACCUUCUCCCACCAGCAGCAGCCGCCCAACGUGACCCUCAGCUGUGUGUUCUGGGAUGCGAAUAAAGGGUCAACAGGAGACUGGUCUUCCAAAGGCUGCUCCACGGAGCUCAGAGCCAAGGAGACUGUGUGCCGCUGUGACCACCUGACCUUCUUCGCCCUGCUGCUGAGGCCAGUCUUGGACAACGUCACUGUGCAGGCCCUCAAGUACAUUUCCCAGGCUGGCUGUGGCGCCUCCAUGUUCUUCCUGGCCUUCACCAUUGCCCUCUACGCUGCCCUGAGGUUCUAUUGGCAGAGGCUCAAGUCAGAAGACGCCCCCAAGAUCCAUGUGGCCUUGAGCAUUAGCUUGUUUCUCCUGAAUCUGGUCUUCUUCAUCAACGUGGGGGUUGGCCGGAGGGCGUCCGAGGCCGCCUGCCGGGCACACGGGGCCGUCUUCCACUACUUCCUGCUCUGCACCUUCACCUGGAUGGGCCUGGAAGCCUUCCACCUCCACCUGCUCAUCAUCAGGGUCUUCAACACCUACUUCGGGCACUACUUCCUGAAGCUGAGCCUCGUGGGCUGGGGCCUGCCUGCCCUAAUCGUCUUUGGCACCGGGAUUGCCAAGAGCUAUGGCCUCUACACCAUCCGUGACAAGGAGAAUACCACCACGCUGGAGCUGUGCUGGUUCAAUGAGGAAACUGCCCUCUACGUCACUGUCCACGGCUACUUCCUCGUCACCUUCCUCUUCAGCGCCGUGGUCCUGGGCCUGGUGGCCUGGAAGAUCUUCACUCUGUCGAAUGCCACAGUGGGCAAGAUGCAGGGGCUGACCUGGAAGGGGGUCCUCACCAUUCUGGGCCUCUCGAGCCUGCUGGGCAUGACAUGGGGGCUGGUCAUCUUCACGCCACUUGGUCUGUCCACCACCUACAUCUUCGCACUGUUCAACUCCCUGCAAGGUGUCUUCAUCUUCUGCUGGUUCGUCAUCCUCUACUUCCCAAGACAGAGCACCACGUCCUCCACUUCUGGCACUGCCCGAGCUGACCCGGCCCACUCUGUGUCUCAUGAAUAGGGGGACUCAAGUGGUCAGGCCGUGGUGGGCCCUGCCAUCUGGACUCAGCUCUGACUCGCUGUGUGACCUUGGGUGGCUCUCUGCCUCCCUCUGGCCUCAGUGCCCUUGUCUGUACAAUGCGGCUGGGACGGGAGGGGACAGGGACCAGGGUCGACCACGUGGCCUCAAGGGUCCCAUCCAGAUCCGUCUGUGGGUCCUAGCAUCCACCGAUCCAGGACUGCAGGGGUCUGAAGUUCCUGUAAUCCUGGGACGCCUGCCAGCACAGAGCAGCACCCUCACUCUGCUCCACGCCCCCCUGCCUUCCCAGCAAAGCAGCCUGUCUCUGCCAUCACCCACCUUCUGGUGACAGCAAGGGCCUGAGCCCAAAUAGGGGAGUCUGUGGUGGGCACAGCCCCUUGAAGGAGCCCCCAGCCUCUCCCCUUCCGCCUCUUGCCACUGCCCUCCACAUCGCUGCCUUCUGGCUGCCCGCGUGUGAGGGGCGUUCAGGAGGUGGUCAGCCGUCAGGCCCCGGGGCCUUUGUGGACUGGAGGGCUGCUUGGGGUGGGACAGGUCCUCCCAGCCCGCCUGCCCCCAGUCUCGGCCAGAUCCUCACAGAGGAGGCCCCACAAUUCAGGGGGCUGCCAGCCCUCGAGGUGUCUGGGGACACUGAAUUUCAGAGAAUGCCCCUUACCCAGUGGUGUCACACUUCAACACACCCCCUGGUCCCUACUCUGACUGCCACGUGGUGGCCCGACCGCUAAUCUGCUGUCACAUGGGGGAGGAGGGCGAAUUGGUCAGGGCUCUGCACCCCAACGGGUGGGGGGGUCCCGGGCAGGGGAGAGGACUGGGCCGAGCCGAGAGAGGGUGGGCGUUUCCCCCGGAACCAGAGCUACUGCACAGUAGGCCCUUCGAUGCCUCGCUCACCGGGCCAGCCACCCCGAGCCUCGCAC